AUGCGGUCCUAUCGGAUUUUUUGGACAUGUGUAAUUGGCAUGGUCCAUGUAAUGCUACCUUUUUCCUUUUCCUGUGACGUACCUGGCUGUUUUUGUUUCGAAGAUUUUUUGAGCUGUCACAAUCUGACGUCAUUUCCGGCUAAAUUUCCGAAAGAUUUAAAAGACAUACAUUUCUAUGACAUCACGUUUGAGAAAAUACCGACAUAUGCAUUCCGUGAUCUGACUGACUUGAAGACUUUUAAGGUAUACCGAGGUUCUGUGGAGGUGAUAGAAAGUUCUUCUUUCAAUGGAUUUCAAAGCUUACAAACAGUUUACUUCGAUAAUGUGUCGAUAGGGGAGAUUCAGGGACGAGCCUUCGGUAAACUGCGCAAUAUUUCGAUAACAUUCCUUUUAUCGUCUAUUCGCACCGUACGAUCAUAUGCAUUUGAAAACAUCGGAAAAGCGAAUAACCUUGUUUUUGCUAACCUGAAGAUUGCAAAUAUAGAAAGCCAUGCGUUCGAAAAUAUAUCUGAUGUUAAGUCAAUUUCGUUUCGUAUGUGUAACAUCACAUCUAUGGCCCCUCGAUCUUUUCACAACUUUGACAGGAUUGGAUCCUUUGGGUUUCACACUAACAAUGUGGAUUCUCUUGCGUGCGGUAAUAUCGACAGUGCUAUCUCCGCCGCAACCAAUCAACUUAUGGUGUACUUUUUCAGCAACACGGCUUCUUGUAACUGUGAUCUUACCUGGGUUAUAAAAAACCCGACAAUGACUCAUGUAUUGUCCUAUUCUAAUAAGUGUAUUCUGCCGGGAUCAAAAGGACAUGUCAAAGUCAGCUUGGAAGAUUUAACAUUAGACGUGCUAAAUUGUACCCAGCAAGACGCCACUUGUCCCGAAGACGAAUCAUCAACAGCAACAACGGAAGUGACAUCACAAGCGAUGUACACGUCUUCAUCGACUAUAGACAUGGUGUUUUCGACAUCGACAACUUCUGUAUCAACGGACAGUAAACGAGACACUAUGACAACCACUGCAGCCUCUGUAGCAGUCGAACCGGAUCACAUAAUGACGAGUACCGUAAUAUCAACGGAAACCACAGCGCCCUCUAGAUCUGUAACCACAGGAGACACACCGUCGCUGACCAGAAGCGAACAUUCUUCACCAUCCAAUCACUUCUCCACAUUCAUAUCAACCACACAGACCAAUUCUAGUGUCACGACUCCUCCUACCAUUACCAAGGUAACAACAAUCACUCGCUCAGUGUCAAGGACAUCAGCGAUUCCAUACCAAACGACGUCUUAUAUAGAAGCUCAGCACAGAGAGGCCAGCAGCGCCAACUUAGUCAUGUGGUCUGUACUGACCUUGACCUUGACAUUGACUUUAAAUUGCUUAUUGUGCCGAGCAAUAACAUCCGUUUCAUUGUGA
Ylistrum balloti is the source of this 1401-nucleotide messenger RNA. RefSeq names its product mucin-3A-like. Gene Ontology annotation, cellular component: extracellular matrix. The transcript has a single exon. Lineage: Eukaryota; Metazoa; Mollusca; Bivalvia; Pectinida; Pectinidae. The coding region runs from base 1 to 1401 and encodes 466 amino acids. The record is from RefSeq and is a predicted model, not a curated record.